CCGGGGCCGUGACGUCAUUCCGUGUCCGGCCACGCCUCUUCCUUUCCGCCCGGCCGCGCGCGAGGAGCUUCUGCUUAGUGCCUCAGCAGGGAGCAGGACGAGAUGCAGAACGACGCUGGGGAGUUCGUGGACCUUUAUGUCCCUCGGAAAUGCUCUGCUAGCAACAGAAUCAUUGGUGCUAAGGAUCAUGCUUCCAUUCAGAUAAACAUUUCUGAGGUGGACAAGGUGACAGGCAGAGUGAAUGGCCAGUUCAAGACCUAUGCGAUCUGUGGCCCGAUCCGGAGAAUGGGUGAAUCAGAUGACUCCAUUUUGCGUCUGGCGAAAAAUGAUGGAAUUGUUUCCAAGAACUUUUAACUGAAGAAACUGGUAUGGAACAUGUGAAAUAAACAGUUCAAAACUA
Hirundo rustica (Barn swallow) is the source of this 400-nucleotide messenger RNA. RefSeq names its product ribosomal protein S21 (gene RPS21). Lineage: Eukaryota; Metazoa; Chordata; Aves; Passeriformes; Hirundinidae. Gene Ontology annotation, biological process: endonucleolytic cleavage to generate mature 3'-end of SSU-rRNA from (SSU-rRNA, 5.8S rRNA, LSU-rRNA); translation; endonucleolytic cleavage in ITS1 to separate SSU-rRNA from 5.8S rRNA and LSU-rRNA from tricistronic rRNA transcript (SSU-rRNA, 5.8S rRNA, LSU-rRNA). Gene Ontology annotation, molecular function: structural constituent of ribosome. The record is from RefSeq and is a predicted model, not a curated record. Bases 103 to 354 code for a protein of 83 amino acids. Gene Ontology annotation, cellular component: ribosome; cytosolic small ribosomal subunit. The transcript has 6 exons.